CAAAACUAAUGACAGUCUAGCCUAGCUGUCAAAACGUGUAAACAAACAAUCAAAUCUGUCAGGUUAGAGUCGAGGAUAAGAAUUUCAAACAAUAAUCAAUAUUUUCAUCAUAGAUAUAACAAUGUCCGACGAACUGUUGACCAGGGAGAAUAAAUUUUACGAAUUGAACGGCGAGUUGGAAAGAAAAACUAGGGAGCUUAUGAGGGAAGUGAAUUCAGUCGUAAGUACGACGCGUUUAUUCGACGGCGAAGCCGCUUACCAACGUCUAGUAAAUAAUUCGAAGUCGAAAAAUGGGGAGCGGGAUAAACCCUUAACACAAAUCGCUGACUCUGUUACAAAAGAUUCAGAGUCUGACGCAAGUUUGCCGCGCUUCUUGAGCAGAUCAAAGAAGGAUAAAGAUACCUCUGACAAUGGAAGUUACGAGGAAAGUUUCGAGAAGCGCAACGACGCUGUGGUGAGAUUUUUCAAAUCAAAGGCAAAAAUCCUGGAGAGCGAGCUCGAAGCCAUCAAGCUAGAAUACAAAAAAAAGUGUGAUUACAGCGGCGAGCUUCAAGCGGAGAAUAAAAAACUUAUCCAACAUCUUCGUGGUAAAUUACAGGAUCAGAAUGAAGUGGAAAAGGCGGAAUCUGCUGUCGUGAAGAAUGCAGAAGAGGCAAGAAACGCCAAUCAAGACAAAUUCAAAGCAGCCCCAGAGGAUUUACAGAUACAGGUAGAAGGAGCUCAGUAUGUGGCACUCGAUAAAUCACCGACAAAUAGGGAACCUGUGAUUGCAGUUCUGGUAUUUUCAUGCAAUAGAGUUACUGUGAAGAGAUGUCUCGAUCAGCUGAUCAAACUGAGGCCAAGUGCCGAACAAUUUCCUAUCAUUGUCAGUCAGGACUGCGAACACGAACCGACUACGAACGUGAUUCAAAGCUACGGAGAACAACUGACGCACAUAAGACAACCGGACCAAUCGGACAUAGACGUUCCCCCAAAGGAGAAAAAGUUCAAAGGAUAUUUUAAGAUAGCUCGACAUUAUGGCUGGGCAUUGAAUCAAAUCUUCUUAGAGUUUGGAUUUGAGACCGCAAUCAUCGUUGAAGACGAUUUAGACGUAGCUCCAGACUUUUUCGAGUACUUUCUGGGCACCUACCCUCUGCUCGUUAAAGACAAUUCUCUUUGGUGCAUUUCGGCCUGGAACGACAAUGGAAAAUCUGAACUGGUCGACGACAGUGGUCACCACUUAUUAUAUCGUACAGAUUUUUUUCCUGGCCUUGGCUGGAUGCUCACGAAGGAUAUUUGGAUGGAGUUGGGGCCAAAAUGGCCAAAAUCAUACUGGGAUGACUGGAUUAGAAAACCAGAGCAAAGAAAAGACAGGGCUUGUAUUCGACCCGAGCUGUCCAGGACGCGAACGUUCGGAAAAAUCGGAGUUAGCAACGGGAUGUUCUACGAAAAGCAUCUGAAGUUCAUUAAGCUUAACGAUGUAUUUGUGCCUUUCACCAAAAUGAAUUUAACUUAUUUAUUAAAAGAUAAUUACGACAUGGCCUUCGUCAAUGAAGUCUAUAAGUCGAGGGUGGUAAACUAUUCGGAACUGAAAAGUGACACGCUACCAAAAUCUAGCCCAGUGAGGAUUCCCUACCACACUCGUCAGGUGUAUAAAAAUACAGCAAAAAUGCUCGGCCUGAUGGACGAUUUUCGGAGCGGUGUGCCUCGCACGAGUUAUCGUGGUGUUGUAACCUUCUUCUACCGCGGCAGAAGGGUGCAUUUGGCACCGAACGCCAACUGGGCCGGCUACGACAUAACGUGGAGCUAACACAGAGCUCUCUACAGAAACGAAAACGAUCUUUAGAGCGCUCAACGAGUGAGCCAGAUCGGGUAUCUUCUUUCUUUUCUUCUCCUUUUGUAAUCUUGCCUAUAAUUCAUUACCGCGAAAGUCUCCAACCUCCGAAGGAUCUUAUAUCUAUUGAGUAUCGAUAUUUAAACACGUAAAUACCUAUGUACCUAAAAGGCGCGCGUAGUUUCGUAUCUCCUCAACUUCGUACAACGUCAACGCAUCGCUGAACUUAUCAAUCAAUAUUAUAUGCAUAACGAUUGAGCAUUAUUGACAAACGCGCGAUUUGCAGAUCGCUGAAACGCGUCGGAAUUGUGCGACAAAACUUAUUAGGUAUUCAUAUUUAUAUCUAUUUUCAUUCUAUCUCUCUCUCUCUCCCUCCCUCUCUCUUUCUGUCU
This is a messenger RNA of Diprion similis, 2205 nucleotides long. It is a transcript of the gene Mgat1, whose product is annotated as alpha-1,3-mannosyl-glycoprotein 2-beta-N-acetylglucosaminyltransferase. The transcript is spliced from 12 exons. Gene Ontology annotation, cellular component: Golgi apparatus. Gene Ontology annotation, biological process: protein N-linked glycosylation. NCBI's taxonomy places the organism in Eukaryota, Metazoa, Arthropoda, Insecta, Hymenoptera, Diprionidae. The record is from RefSeq and is a predicted model, not a curated record. Bases 122 to 1789 code for a protein of 555 amino acids. Gene Ontology annotation, molecular function: alpha-1,3-mannosylglycoprotein 2-beta-N-acetylglucosaminyltransferase activity.